Molecule: messenger RNA, 3107 nt
Organism: Achroia grisella
Lineage: Eukaryota; Metazoa; Arthropoda; Insecta; Lepidoptera; Pyralidae
Gene: Sb
Product: serine proteinase stubble
Exons: 10
Coding region: 197-1933 (578 amino acids)
Biological process (GO): proteolysis
Molecular function (GO): serine-type endopeptidase activity
Source: RefSeq, a predicted model, not a curated record
UGAAAGGCAAGCACGCGUCUCCUACGCAACCGUCCAGCCGAUUACCACGCGUCGCGCAAGUGCUCGCAAUCGCAUCUGUGACAGUGACAUGGUUCUGUGUUUUAAUUGGAUUCACUAGUCGUAUCAAUAAAAAAAGUUGUGUGUGUAGCGUAUGCUGCACGUGCGGUGAUGCGCCGCGAGCGCACGGGAUCGACACAUGCAUGCCGCCCGCGCACCCGGUGUGGUUGUGAUGACAUGGUGGUGGGCGAUCGCGCUGCUAGCGCUAGCGACGCCCGCCCUCCCCGCACCCAGGGCGGGCAACGGUGAGCUAUUUUACAGUUAUCAGAUGUCCCGCAAGUCUUGCGUGGCGGGCGGCGCGAAGGGUGCGUGCAUGUGGGUGCAGGAGUGCAACAGGGUGGGAGGCACGCACGCCGGCGUGUGUGUAGACGGCUUUAUGUUCGGCUCGUGCUGCCGACUACCGGACCCAGCUGGCAGUGUCGAAGAAACAUCCAGUUCGGUCAUAGUUACAGAGAAGUCGUAUGCGCCAUCUAGUGGUGUGCAUAGUACAUCAUCUCAGCCUCCUGAGACGUCAACACAAAGCACAGCGCGGCCGAACUGGCAAACACAACGGCCGUCGUUCAUGACCAAGCCAAUAGAUGGCGCGCCCACAUCCUACAGCUACCGGCCGCCAGAAAUCCACUUACCGUCAUUAGGCAAUUUAGAUACAAGUAGCGAACAAAAUAGUGAUAUAGUUAAUAAAAUAUCUUAUAACAGUGUAAAUAAGUACCAAAAUGUAAAUAGACCGAGCGAAAUGGAAGCUAGUCCCCACAACAAGAUUUCGUCUAGUCUUAGCUUAAUGCCGGGCGCGCGACCUAUGGCCGUCUCUGAACAACACGCUGAAAAUAGUAUAUCGUCAGCACAAUUUAUGUCAAGACCAAGUAACCUGAACACGAUACACUGGCAAGCAACAACAGAACCUUCGUUCAUAACUAAACCACGACCGUCCUGGGAGAAGCCAGCCGGGAAACCGAAACCGACCAAGAAAUUCACCACAACCACGACCAAACCCCAUAAAAACUAUAUCAAACCAAAGGACCCAUCUAUUAAUAUGAUAAAUAAGACAGAUGAUGCUACGAGUUCGCCUAUACAGACAACAGCAGCAACUAGUAGCGGGGAAUGUGGCGUUACCGCGAUGUGGCCACGACCGGAGCAGCGAAUCAUGGGAGGCAAGGAUUCCAGCUUUGGUCGAUGGCCAUGGCAGGUGUCGGUGCGACGGACCUCAUUCUUCGGGUUCUCGUCCACCCAUCGAUGUGGCGGCGCCAUCAUCAACGAGGGCUGGAUAGCUACAGCAGGCCAUUGUGUUGACGAUCUCCUGACGUCACAAAUCAGAAUACGGGUCGGGGAAUACGAUUUCUCAUCUGUUUCUGAGCAGUAUCCGUUUGUGGAACGCGGCGUGGCUCGGAAAGCUGUUCACCCCAAGUACAAUUUCUUCACUUACGAGUACGAUCUAGCGCUGGUCAAGUUGGAAGCACCUGUACAAUUCGCCCCUCACAUCUCUCCAAUAUGUCUGCCAGCGUCUGAUGAUCUACUGGUUGGAGAGAAUGCCACGGUAACCGGGUGGGGGAGGUUGUCUGAGGGCGGUAUAUUGCCAUCGAUUUUACAAGAGGUACAAGUCCCAAUAGUGUCCAACGACCGCUGCAAAUCGAUGUUUCUCCGAGCUGGCAGACAUGAGUUCAUCCCUGAUAUAUUCUUGUGUGCGGGGCACGAGCGGGGCGGACACGAUUCCUGUCAGGGAGAUUCUGGAGGUCCCUUGCAGGUAAAAGGAAAAGAUUCGAGGUAUUUCCUCGCUGGCAUCAUCAGUUGGGGAAUUGGGUGCGGCGAGGCGAACUUACCAGGUGUCUGCACCAGGAUCUCAAAGUUUGUGCCUUGGAUAUUACAGACAGUGAACUCAUAAUUACCUGGACAUCGUAAUAAUCAUGAUUUAUGAGUUUGUUUACGAAGCGAAUGUGUUAAACUGACGACGGGUGAUAAUCAAGUGCGACUACGCAAGAGAAAUACGACUAAUUUAAUAUUACGUUCGUAAUUAAUAUUUUAGAAUCAGUAUUCACUAACAGCAUUCGUUUUUAAUGUUAGAACUCAGAUUAUAACAUUAUUUAUUAUAUUAUAUGACUGUGUAUCUGAAUUACUAGUUAUUCAGUGUUAUAUUAAUUUCUGGGUUAUUUAUAUUACAGACGUAUGCUUUUAGUCGAUAGUCAUUCUAAAAUGUAAUACUACAACGCAAAUAUACUCAUGUAAUAUAAUUAUUACAUCUACAUUACAUGAGUAUGUUUGCAGUAAAUACUCAAUUUAAGUGCAAGUUACCUUCAAAAAUGUUGAUUUAAUUCAACGUUUUCUGAGGCGUUUUUAAAGAAAUUGUCCAACCGUAAGCUAAACAGAACUCGCUACUACGCGAUUUUCUGUAUUAUUUCCAACGUAGCUUCACAACGGUAAAUUACACGGCUUGAACAAUAAUAAACGCCUUCACAAUGACUGCUUAAUACCAAGGUUAUGAUUUAAUGCAGCAUUUUACAUUGCCUUAAUCGCUUUAAACGACGUCCAAGACAUUUUAUGUAAAUAAAAAGAAAUAUUUGUAAUAUAGGGCCCCUAAUAAUAUCGUUAAACUAAAUUGUUAUUGCGUAAGAUAAUAUUUAAGUAGUGCGAUUAAUGUUUCCUUUUGUUUUUGUAAAUACUAUAUCGUAUUUUCUUGCCUUAUUUAAUUAAGAUUUUGUAUCUUAUUUUACAGUAUUAUUAAUAUGUUAUGUAUCUGUUUCAAUCGCAUGUUGUUUUGCAUUGUAAAUAAUUGAGAUGUUUGUAAUUAUUGUAAGUUCCUUCUUUUGCAACUUUUGUAAUCCGAAUUUUUGUAAUUUUUAUAUUUUAAACGUCUUCGUUGUUAAUGUAAAAUUGUAUAAAUUAUUGACUGGUGCUGUGACAAUAUGUGACAGUAAUUACCAAAUCAUCUAAUUCAUGAAUUUAGUGAAAUAAUUAUGAAAAAUAAAGCUCACAAUGGUGAUGUUUGACUGUUGUAUAUUCUAUAUAGAUUUUGUUUGAAUGGAUAGUUUAUGAUGAUGUUGAUUUCAUAUUGUUCGUUU